AUUCUAGCAUUCUCUUUUGCUACAGAGAAAUCUAAAAAUCAUGGCUACCAUUGGAUUGUCAGCUAAGCAAGAGAAAGAUGAUCGAGUGCAUCACAUAAAACAAGAAAUUGCAGAGAUGGUUAAGGUGCGGAUUCCACUGGUGAAACCUAAGUUACUUGAGCAACAAACUGCAUCAUCAGAUGAUUUUCAAGAAACUGGUCCAGAAGAGAAAGAGUCCUUGAAAAGAAAAUAUCGCAUUGAUAGUGCAUUGGAAGAUAAAAUUUGUGACCUAUAUGACCUCUAUGUUGAAAGGUUCGAAGAAGAUCCAGGUCCACCAGUUAGGAGGUUGUAUGAAGAGCUUGCAGCAUUGUGGCCUAGUGGCAUGGAUACCCAUGGCAUUAAACGUGCUAUAUGUAGAGCAAAAGAUAGGAAGAGGGCGUUAAGCAGCCAACAAAAGGAUCAAGAGAAAAUGAAAAAGAAGAAGAAACUGGCACCAAAGGUGGACGAGCCUGUUCGAGGAGAAGCUAGUAACAUUGCUCUGCCAUCUCAUGUGCAAGAAAUAUUGGAACCAAAUUCUCGUGAUUACAAUUUAAGUUCGAACAGCAAAUCAGUCCCCAGUACAGCAGUAGCCAAUGCUCAAAUUCGCAUGCCUGCUACCUUUGCAAAUGGUCCUAAUAUGGACAAGCCGAAACAGGAAAAAGCAAAGGGACACUCCAGCAAUCCGGUUGAUGUGGGCACUACCGACUUAUUAUCGAAAAAGAAACUUAAGAGGAAACAAGAAACAUCAUUUGUCGAAGGGUUCCGUCCCGAGAAGUCUGCUUCUGUGCAGGUGGAGGAACGUCACAAACACAAUAAACAAGUGGUCACCGCUAUUCCUGUCAAGUCAAACCUACAGCCUGCAGCUCCUUCGAGUGUGCAGCCAAGCUGAUAUCAUGGCUCGAUUUGGGUAUUCCAUUCGUAAGUUAGCAAACUCUUUGUAUCGAUUUCUGUUUUAGGAGCUUCAUUCAUUGUGAUGAAUAGCUUGUCUAAUAGUUUAGCAAAUCGUGUUGGUCAUAUGAUUCGCAAUGGAUGAGUUUUUAUUCUAGAGUAGUGAUAGAGCUUUUAAUGUUCUUAGUUCUAAUUGAGUUAUCAUUAUUGAUUAGCAGUUUAAUUGAGUUAUAAACACACCCGUGGUCACUAAAUCUUGUUGGCCAGUGGCCACUUAACUUCAUUUUGUUCAAGUUGUUGGGUGUUCAUUUCA
Olea europaea var. sylvestris is the source of this 1219-nucleotide messenger RNA. Its product is annotated as ubinuclein-1-like. NCBI's taxonomy places the organism in Eukaryota, Viridiplantae, Streptophyta, Magnoliopsida, Lamiales, Oleaceae. The coding region runs from base 41 to 907 and encodes 288 amino acids. The record is from RefSeq and is a predicted model, not a curated record. Gene Ontology annotation, cellular component: nucleus. The transcript is spliced from 5 exons.